AUGUCCUCACUGCGCAGCCUCAGUUUCUACUCUGAAGUCACUCAUGUGCUUCUCUCCCUCUUCUCUCUCCUUCAGGUGUUUACAAAAUAUGGAAAGUGUUAUAUGUUUAACUCAGGCGAGGAUGGCAAACCUCUGCUCACUACGGUCAAGGGCGGGACAGGCAACGGACUGGAGAUCAUGCUGGACAUUCAGCAAGAUGAGUACCUGCCCAUAUGGGGAGAGACAGAGGAAACGACAUUUGAAGCAGGAGUGAAGGUUCAGAUCCACAGUCAGUCUGAGCCACCUUUCAUCCAAGAACUGGGCUUUGGGGUGGCUCCAGGGUUCCAGACUUUCGUGGCCACCCAGGAGCAGAGGCUCACAUACCUGCCCCCACCCUGGGGCGAGUGCCGAUCCUCAGAGAUGGGACUCGACUUCUUUCCUGUUUACAGUAUCACUGCCUGUCGGAUUGACUGCGAGACGCGCUACAUCGUGGAGAACUGUAACUGCCGCAUGGUCCACAUGCCAGGGGAUGCCCCUUUCUGUACUCCUGAGCAGCACAAGGAGUGCGCAGAGCCUGCCCUAGGUCUGCUGGCGGAGAAGGACAGUAAUUACUGUCUCUGCAGGACACCCUGCAACCUGACCCGCUACAACAAAGAGCUCUCCAUGGUGAAGAUCCCCAGCAAGACGUCAGCCAAGUACCUGGAGAAGAAAUUUAACAAAUCAGAAAAAUAUAUCUCGUAA
Leptonychotes weddellii (Weddell seal) is the source of this 720-nucleotide messenger RNA. The record is from RefSeq and is a predicted model, not a curated record. NCBI's taxonomy places the organism in Eukaryota, Metazoa, Chordata, Mammalia, Carnivora, Phocidae.